Messenger RNA from Rattus rattus (black rat), 1866 nucleotides. It is a transcript of the gene Ibsp, whose product is annotated as integrin binding sialoprotein. The transcript has 6 exons. The record is from RefSeq and is a predicted model, not a curated record. Gene Ontology annotation, cellular component: extracellular region. NCBI's taxonomy places the organism in Eukaryota, Metazoa, Chordata, Mammalia, Rodentia, Muridae. Gene Ontology annotation, biological process: cell adhesion; ossification; bone mineralization. Bases 9 to 968 code for a protein of 319 amino acids.
AUUGCAAAAUGAAGACUGCUUUAAUCUUGCUCUGCAUUUUGGGGAUGGCAAGUGCUUUCUCGAUGAAAAAUUUCCAUAGAAGAAUCAAAGCAGAGGAUUCUGAAGAAAAUGGGGUUUUUAAGUACCGGCCACGCUACUUUCUUUAUAAGCACGCCUACUUUUAUCCUCCUCUGAAACGGUUUCCAGUCCAGGGAGGCAGCGACUCUUCGGAAGAAAAUGGAGACGGCGAUAGUUCGGAGGAGGAGGGGGAGGAAGAGGAGACUUCAAAUGAAGAGGAAAACAACGAAGAUUCUGAGGGGAAUGAAGACCAGGAGGCCGAGGCAGAGAACGCCACACUCUCAGGGGUAACCGCUAGCUACGGGGUAGAGACCACAGCUGACGCUGGAAAGUUGGAGUUAGCUGCGCUCCAGCUACCCAAGAAGGCUGGAGAUGCAGAGGGCAAGGCUCCAAAAAUGAAGGAAAGCGACGAGGAAGAGGAAGAGGAAGAAGAGGAAGAAAACGAGAACGAAGAAGCAGAAGUGGAUGAAAAUGAGCAGGUCGUCAACGGCACCAGCACCAACUCCACGGAGGUGGACGCGGGGAAUGGCCCCAGCGGAGGAGACAACGGAGAAGAAGCCGAGGAGGCAAGUGUCACUGAAGCAGGUGUGGAAGGAGCAACGGCAGGGGCCAGGGAGCUGACCAGUUAUGGCGCCACGACAGCUGUCCUUCUGAACGGGUUUCAGCAGACGACCCCGCCACCCGAAGCCUAUGGGACAACCUCCCCACCAGCCAGAAAGAGCAGCACGGUUGAGUAUGGGGAAGAAUACGAACAAAUAGGCACCGAGUACAACACUGAGUAUGAAACCUAUGACGAGAGCAACGGGGAGCCUCGCGGCGACACUUACCGAGCUUAUGAGGACGAAUACAGCUACUACAAGGGGCGUGGCUAUGAAGGCUACGAGGGUCAGGAUUAUUACUACCACCAGUGAAGGCCCCUCCGGGGAGGACUCCCCAUUCUGUCUUUGCAUCUGGAUACCAUUUUCAAAGCUCAACUCAGGAAGGUGCAAUAUAUACAUAACAGAUGUGCAUUUUAUAGUGUGGAAUGGUGCUACGGUCUCAGAGUGAUUUCCACAAAUGCUUCCGUUUGUAGCGGGCUUUUUUUUUUUUUUUUUUAAUUUUUCCAGGUGCGUCAUUGAAGGGUCAUCGUAAAUCAGGGCUGUUGAUCAAGCAGCACACAGAUCUAUGAGCUGGGACCAGGUGGAAUGCUUUGAGGUUGUUUUUCUAUAGUGUUUGUGCUGUGUGCACCAUUGUUAACCACCCUAACAUACCCUGUACAAGAAGGCUCCGAACGAGAGAUUUAUUAACAACACUGUAUACGAUGUGUGUAGUUCCUUUAUCACACCCCCUACCUAAUACUGUAUUAAGUUUGAUUUUCAUCCUCAUGUACUUUACGUGACUUGUGCACAUGCGUUUUUAUCAUAAAUAAAUAUGCAAUCGUUCACGUGUGUUAUAAUUAAAAAGAAAGGGAGAGCGUUGGAAUGAGUGUGGGUCUAAGGAGCAGGGAACAAUUUGGUUAAAAAGCAACGCUUCUCUCCAUCAGGGUUUAAAACUCAGAGGAUCCGGAAACACUCUUUAUUCAGUACAUCUGAAUGGCUAAGGUUCGACUAAGGAGGGCAGAAUCAGCUGUAUACAGGAGGGAGUAAAUGACUCCUCUUAGAGUUGCCAAAUUUACCAAACAUGAAUACACGGUGUAAGACGCCCACCUCAGCUUGAAUUCCAGAUGAACAAUGACUGGUUUUUAAUACAACCCCUCCCCCACAGAUAAUUUGUCUCUGUGAAACAUUUGGAACAAACUUAUGCUAAAUAAAUGACUUAUUCUUUAUCUAA